Messenger RNA from Necator americanus (New World hookworm), 429 nucleotides. RefSeq lists its product as uncharacterized. Lineage: Eukaryota; Metazoa; Nematoda; Chromadorea; Rhabditida; Ancylostomatidae. The transcript has 3 exons. The coding region runs from base 1 to 429 and encodes 142 amino acids. The record is from RefSeq and is a predicted model, not a curated record.
AUGUACUUUUGUCCCAGCUUGUCUCAGAAUUCCCGGAAAUCUGUCGUUCGUGGGAGAAAUUCUGUUGCGAUAAAUAUUUUUUGUUCUGGUUUACGUUUCGAUGUGGUCAGAACUGCUUGGCAACACUUUCAUGGUUUCACUCCUCCUGGAGCAUCUUCAUGUCCUGAAUCCGCAAAAGAAUCAGGGCAGGGACAUUCUUUUCGAGAAAUUGGUGUAGAGGUCAUGUCACCUCACUUAAAAGGUCGACUUAUUCGACAAGCACACGAGGUCGGGAAUCCACCGGAAAAAACGGAUGAACAUCAAACUAAUUGUCAGUUGACAUCGAAAUACCAUCUUUUGCUCGAGAGAAAUAGGCAACCACGUUUUUCUCUUUUUAUUCCAACGAAGAAGACUGAGCGGUAUUGUCAGAUCGAACCUUCAUUAGUCUGA